AUGGCCAGUCAGCCUACGACGGCGUCGACGGACCCUACCCAAGCAAUGCCCUCUGCGGCUCCUCUGCAAUCUUCCAACGUGCCCCCCUCUCUACAAACAACUGGGGCCUCGAUCGCUGCAUCAAGCGAUCCUGCGUCGUCUGCGCACAGGUUCACGCACCUACCGACGCCUCAGAGUCCCAACAAUUGGGGUCCUUACAUGUUCGGCCUUGUUUCCCAUCCAUCCUCCCCGGUGACCAUAGGGACCACCACCCCCUACUCUCCUCUUGGACCCACAUAUGCGUAUCGGCCGCAACCUCAGUCAUCUCCGUUGCGACCACCAUCGACUGCCCAGCAGCCGAUGACUCCCGAUGCCAGUCCAUUCGCGGGACGAAAGACCCCUCCACGAACCAACCUUCCUGCGACACCCCAAUUUAUGACCCCUUCCAAUGCUUCAGAAGACUCACCUUUGCCCACUAUCUCGUUCAAAGCAAACGGCCUUGAAUCACCCAUUUCCAUCCCCUCAUCUAAGAGAGUGUCUACCCCCAAUCAAGCACUCAACGCGCCAGAUCGAGCUUCGCCCUUCAUGGCCCGCCUCGCAAUGGUCGAUCGGCAAGCGUCAUCGCAGUCGCCUCAAACUCCCCACCGCACCGGGUCCUUCCAUGCCAACGACAUCUUCGCUUCGACCAGCUCGAACGCAUUUCAUGCCAGCGCUGGUGGCGAACGUCCCCCCGUUGAUAGCCCAUCGCGACUCUCCUCGCCACCAACACCUCCCCCGAUUAACGCCGACAUUGCUGCAGGCGUAUCAUACUCGCUCGUCGACGCUGGUCUCGCCCUUCCUGUCGGCACCGGCGGUGAGCUGCAACGAAUCCGUCAGGCGGAGAUGGAGCAGCAGCUCGCGCAGUACCAGGAAGCCGAGUCGCGGCGCCCCGAGUACCUCGUCCGCACCAAGAGGACAUUGGUUGAGGCUGAUCCUACCGCCUUCGAUGAGGGCAAUGUGCUGAGGGAGCGAAACUUGGGCAUCAUGGACAGCCCUAGCAAGGGUCGACGAAUCAAGUUGUUCCAGGAAACCUCGGAGGAAAGUUUCGAGGAGAGCCUGAUGGCUGGCGGUUACGGACGCUACCGCACAGCAGACUGGGUCCGCGCACCUCAACCUAUCCCUCCGAUGACGCAGCGACUCACGCCCACGCCCGCUGCCACGGCUCCCAACAACGCCAACUCUCCCGAGAACAUCGAUCCCACGCCGCCUCCCGCGCCUACCGAGAAGGAGCUCCGCAAGCGCAAGCGCCUCGCCGCUUUCAAGGGGGAAUCCCCCGUAGGCAACACGCAGCCCACCAAGCUCAUGCCCGUCGAGCUUGCCGGCAAGGGCCGCGUCCUCCUUGACGUCCUCCCGUCAGAGCUCCCCGAGCCCAACAGCGCGAGCGAGUCCUCCACCAAGAAGAAAGGGCCUCCGGGCCGCCGCCGCAAGAAGCCCGAGGAGCGCCGCACGCUCGCUGCGACCGUCAUGACCGCCGACCUCCACACCGGCGACCGCCCGAACUGGCCCGACGCCGAGUUUCCCUGGAAGCUGCGCACGGACGAGCGCGAGGAGCACGCGCGGCAGGAGGAGGAGGAGAAGCUCAAGUGGAUCGAGAAGUUCCUCGACCGCGAGAGCGACGACGAGGCGGACUCCGUCGCGGGCACGGUCGGCGAGGACGAGGAGAUCCUGCCGUCCGCGUCCUGGGGGCAGGUGUACGAGGACACGGCGGACCGGCCGAUGCCCCCGCGGCGCGGGCGGGGGAAAAUGGUGCCCCUGCACGCGGACCCGGAGGCGGCGCGCCGCCCGCGCGCGGCGACCGUGCGCAGCUUCUUCCCGAGCGACCCCGGCGACGCGCGCGCGGCGCUCCUGGCCAAGAAGAGCGUGCGCGCGCUGAGCUUUCGGAGGUCGCGGGCCCUCACGGACCGGCAGAACGAGAUGAUCUGCGUGUGCAAGGGGCGCGACGACGGGAAGGACCUCGUACAGUGCGACGGGUGUCGGACGUGGUACCACCUCAGGUGCCUCGGGAUCCGGAACAUGGCGGAGCUUGGGAAGGAGGAAGACCCUUGGUACUGCGAGCGAUGUGUCGACGACAGGUCGCUGUCAUCGGACGACGAGCACGAGCCCGUCGUCUACCGCGAGCCGACCUUUGUGCCGACCGAGGACCUCCCCGCAAUCCAGCUCCAUGCGCGUUCCAUGCACCCCACCGCGGCGCGACGACCCUUCUUCUGA
Messenger RNA from Schizophyllum commune H4-8, 2226 nucleotides. RefSeq lists its product as uncharacterized. The transcript has 10 exons. The record is from RefSeq and is a predicted model, not a curated record. The coding region runs from base 1 to 2226 and encodes 741 amino acids. Lineage: Eukaryota; Fungi; Basidiomycota; Agaricomycetes; Agaricales; Schizophyllaceae.